GACUGAACAUCGGCUCCCACGCGCGCCGGAAUGUCCUUCAUGCCGAAUCUGUAACGGCCAUGUAUCUACAGUAACCUUGUUUCGAGCCUCUCCCUCACAUCAUACGGUUUAAAAGCAUCUGACCUGACUCGCUGUGAACAGUUUGGCUGAUCAUCCGUCAGGAUGAGUGAGGAAGAGCCGAGCAACGGUCUGAUUCCAGUCAGGAAAUUGUCCCGCAUGCCCAAAUGCUCGCGCUGCAGGAACCACGGCUACGUGUCGCCGCUGAAGGGACACAAGCGCUUCUGUAACUGGAAGGACUGCCAGUGUCAGAAAUGCAGACUUAUCGCUGAGAGACAGCGGGUCAUGGCUGCCCAGGUGGCUUUACGGAGGCAGCAGGCCCAGGAGGAAGAGAUGGGCUUCUGCAGUCCGGUCAACCUGUCCGUGUCUGAGCCGGUGGUCACGAACGAGACGGGAGUUGACUACGUGUUUACCGUGGGCACAAGAGCUCCAUCACCCACCGUGAGCAGUGCUCCCUGCUCCCCAUCUGUCCCAGGGAGCCGUUCCAUGCUGUCUCUGAGUCCUACAGCGACCAGCAGAGGGCACACUGAGGGCACAGCUGACUUGAUGGUUGAUGCAUCAUCCUAUUAUAACCUUUACCAGCCCACACGCUACUCCUCCUACUUCAGCAAUCUGUACAACUACCAGCAAUACCAGAUGCCUGCUGGAGACGGCCGACUGUCCAGCCAUAACGUGUCUCCCCAGUACCGCACACACUCCUACUAUUCACCUUACCUGAGUCAGGGUGCCUGUGUCCCACCCAUUACCUGCCCUGAGCCCAAAGCAGCAGCUUUCUCUGAUGGAGCACAAGCUGACCACAGUUUGACCACAAUGACAAUCAGCUCAAUGACCAGCGAUGAGAGCAAGUUGGAGUGUGAGAGCAGCUCAGAGUCUGGAAACUUUUCUGUGGACUCCAUCAUAGAGGGAGCGACCAAAUGAAAGGCUUUGACAACCUAGCUUUGUACUGGAUUGAUUCUAGUGACAAAAUAGCACUACACUGUUAGUUAUUUAGUAGGACGUACUGAUCAAGUUGAUUAUUGUGUUUGUGUUUUUUUCUUCAGAAUUAUCCUUGACUUUAAUUGGGUUUUAGUUUUAUUCUGUUUUUCUCUAAUAGAAAUGAGCUUGUGAUGAUCAGAUAUGCACUAUAUAUAGUUAGUUUAUUGUGUAGUGUCACUUUGUUUCAAACCGUUUGAUUAAGAUUAAUGGGUUUAAUUCCUUUUGUAAGACAAAACAUGUGAGAAAGAUCAAACCAUAUACACUCCAAUCAGAACUCAGUUGAAGCACAAUGUUGCCGUCAUUGCUCAUAUGGAAAAUAUAACUUCCUUCCUACGACCUUCAUGAUGCCAAAGUUUAUCAGAGUUCUCGGGCAUCUCCACAGUCUUCUGUUGCAGAGGAGGGUGGGGCAGCUGGGUUAGUGUGCAGGUAGACGGGAACCGAUACUAUUAAAUUAUGCUUCAAUCUCACAGCGAACAGCUUGUUUAUUUAUGGCCAUCACUAAAGGAGAUCAUUUAACUUUUGAUGAUUUGCAUCCACCGUGCUCCUACUCAUGAUCCAGCUUAUAGGCAGCACUCUUCUGAGCUUUCUUUGUCUAAUGUUGAGCUGUGCCCUUGAUUUUAAUAGUGUUUGAACUGCUAGUGUCCAUGAAUAAACGUUAAAGGAGAAGGGGACACAAAACUUUGUCUGUUUAGGUUGCUGAAGGUUUUCGUGACACUCUGUUUAACUGUUAAUGCUAAAAUUCUAAAUUGAUUUUCACAGUGUUUUGGAAUCUUCAAGAUCCUUAAAAUGUUUUUGUAUUUUUACAGUUUGAAGAGGUUGAAAAGACACGUGAUUAUCUUUAAAUGAAAAUUCAUUUUUUAAAUAUUUUGUGCAUUUAAACUAUUAACGAACAAUACAUUUUAUGAUGGCUAUUUUUGGACUAACUUAGUAAUGUACUAAUACACACUGUAUAGGCUUCUUCUCACGCUGGUUUUGUGUAAACCUAACCAUUGUGGUGUUAUGGUGUGUUCCCCAACACCAUCAUGUUACAAAUAUUUGUAUUAUUGUUAUCAUUAUAAAACAAUGCAAAAGCUAAUUUGCGAUUGCUGUGUGUUUAUAUUCUCUUCAUGUUCUGUGGAAAUAAAACGGUUAUUGAUGACUGACUUUCAUAGGCUCCACUGCGGGGAGCACAAUAUUAAACCAAAUAUGAAGAUUA
This is a messenger RNA of Triplophysa dalaica, 2227 nucleotides long. RefSeq names its product doublesex and mab-3 related transcription factor 1 (gene dmrt1). Bases 163 to 975 code for a protein of 270 amino acids. Gene Ontology annotation, molecular function: RNA polymerase II cis-regulatory region sequence-specific DNA binding; DNA-binding transcription factor activity, RNA polymerase II-specific. Gene Ontology annotation, cellular component: nucleus. The transcript is spliced from 5 exons. Lineage: Eukaryota; Metazoa; Chordata; Actinopteri; Cypriniformes; Nemacheilidae. Gene Ontology annotation, biological process: regulation of transcription by RNA polymerase II; sex differentiation. The record is from RefSeq and is a predicted model, not a curated record.